AUGCUAAGCCACUGCGACGCUUUCACAUUGUGGAAGGGUCAAAGCAUUAUAGGAAAAACAAUACAAUAUGAGUGCGAUGCGGAACACGAGUCAAGAAAUGUUUCAUCUACAGCAAUAUUUGAUAAAUCUCUUCAAGAUAACGACGACGAAAACGCUCCACCCAUAAUAUUUAAGAAUACAAACCAAAAUAUUGAUUCCGAAUACGCGAAACAUCUGGAUCACAAUGAAUACGAAUGUGAAGUUGAACCUCCUUCAUACUUUGAUUUCAAAGAAACGGUUUCCUAUUAUUCAGAUGGAAUAAAGGAUGAGAUAAAUGAGGCAGAUUUUAGUCUUGAAAAACACUUCAAUUGUUCAAAUCAAGAUUUUAGCGGUGAACUUUCGCCUAAGCAAACAGAUGUUCAGUCACCCAAUCUUUCGCUCGAGCAAGCUGAAGAUGGGUUAACGCCUAUGUUUUCGUUUCAAGAUGAAGAAUAUCCCGGCGUGAUAACUUUUACAUCAAGCUUUGUUCGCUCAGGAUCUUCCUUUCUUUUAACAUCCCCUCCCCGCCCAACAUUUUGUCCCUAUUCUUCUUCUGACGACGAAUCAGAUUAUGCAAGAUCUCCUCCAUAUUUUCCGACAUCUCCGUCAUAUAUUCCAUCUCCUGAAUACAGACCCAUAUCUCCUUCAUACUCACCCGAAUAUUUUUCGAGCAAUAUAAAUCCACCGGAAUCCACCUCUCAAGAAAUUUCACCGCCAUCUCCGAUACCAGGUGUGGGAGUUGAUUAUUUCACGACCGUGCCGCCAGAAAUUUUCAUUUUGAUUUGUCGGACUCUUUCUGCCAAGGAUCUAUUUAACCUUUGCCGAGCUUGCAAGAGGUUUAACUUAUUCCUUUGCGAAUCGAGUUCCACCUCUACCCAACAUAUUUGGCGUAUCGUAAGAGAAGAAACGUUUCCGAUAUCAAAGAACGAUGUCCCACCCCAGGGUAUUGAUGAAAGAGAAUAUAUGAAAAAAUUAAUGGAGCGAAGAUGUAAAUUCUGCAAACAUUUGCAUCACUCUGGGUAUUCUACUUUUCUUGUGGAAAUGUCCAACACUUCGCAUUAG
Molecule: messenger RNA, 1080 nt
Organism: Acaulospora morrowiae
Lineage: Eukaryota; Fungi; Glomeromycota; Glomeromycetes; Diversisporales; Acaulosporaceae
Source: the annotation of a GenBank genome assembly